Messenger RNA from Puccinia triticina, 1002 nucleotides. RefSeq lists its product as uncharacterized. The coding region runs from base 1 to 1002 and encodes 333 amino acids. NCBI's taxonomy places the organism in Eukaryota, Fungi, Basidiomycota, Pucciniomycetes, Pucciniales, Pucciniaceae. The record is from RefSeq and is a predicted model, not a curated record. The transcript has 4 exons.
AUGUCCAGUGCUCAAGCUCCCCAGCAGGAUCCUCACCCCCAAGAAUCAGACAUUGAGCCCAACAAAAUCUCAAGACUAGCGGUUAAUACUAGCAACAAUGUAAACACCAUUGAUAACCCAGCUCCAGAAGAAGAAUCCAACAAGAGACUCACCACUCUUCCUGACAAUGUGAUGAUAGAAAUGGCUGAGAUGGAGCUUGAUGCCCUGCGCGAACAAGAGGCUCUCUAUGCGACGGUCAAACGGCUCCCCACGUACCUGAAGGCAGAAAUGAACCAGCUUGCCGCAGCCCAUAAGAUCCAGGGCAUGUUAAUUGUUGCAUCUGCUUGGUCUUCUGGCAACUUAUUUGUUCAGGUUGGCACCGAGCUUGGCCAGAACUUCCUCGGCAUGCUCAUGGCAGGCAGCAAUCCACUGGCAAAGUUUCAUACCUACGUUGCUGGUAUGGCUGCUGUUGAGGAGAUCUCAACUGGAGGUGACCCAGCGGCUACUGAAGGCAAAUCUGACAAACGCAAAGCUAAUGUCAUUGAAGAGACACACAAAGAAGACGAUCCAGCCCAGGUACCACCCAAGUAUUGCCUCACACCCCUUCGCAACAACAAGAAGCUUAUUAGUAAUCAACUCGCCAAAGUUCAGUUAAAAGUCAAGCAAAACCCCACCCAAUUUCAGGCAAAAGAAUUGUGGCAACCUGUCAACACAAUGUUGAUCAACCCCUUGCAAAGGAUAAUUCAAGCUUUUGGAAAAGGAUGGAUCUUGUUUGAAUACAAACCCGAAGGCGUGGACAACACCCUCAAGAGCAAUUCAGAAAAUCCCCCUCCACCAAAAAAAUCCCGACUCAAAUCUUCUAGAAAGAAAACAAGAGGUGGUAAAAGCCGCCAAUCUCUUGAAGAUGAGAGCUCUGCCUCCGAUUCCGGCUCAGAGUCAAAUGACGACAACAUUACUGGUCUUCUUGAUAGUGGUGAAGACAACAAUGAAGGUGAUAAUAGCAAUGACGAGUUCAAUGAAUAA